UCGCGCCAAAUUCACAACAUCUAAAAUGGCGAAUACAAAUGUUGAUUACGAUAGAAACGAUUUACCAGUCCUGCUGCCGAUUUAUUAUAAAAAACUGUUUCCUUAUGGACCGUUUUACAGGUGGCUGAAUUAUGGAGGAGUUCCAAAGACUUAUUUUUGUCAUCGCGAGUUCUCCUUCACGUUGAAAGAUGAUGUGUAUAUUCGUUAUCAGUCGUUUCCCGAUCAGCACGAUAUGGAAAAGGAAAUCCAGAAAGCUUGCCCUUAUAAAAUAGAUAUUGGAGCUGUAUUCAGUCAUAAGCCCAAAGAUCAUAAGAUGGUGAAAGGUACUUCAUUUCAAGCAUUAGAAAAAGAACUGGUAUUUGAUAUUGAUAUGACUGACUAUGAUGAUGUUAGGAAAUGUUGUUCUGGUGCUGAUAUCUGUGGUAAUUGUUGGCCAUUGAUGACAAUAGCAAUCAAAAUACUGGACAAAACACUUGAAGAGGAUUUUGGAUUUGAUCAUCGAUUAUUUGUUUACUCUGGUCGCCGUGGUAUCCAUUGUUGGAUUGCUGAUGAGACUGCUAGGAAGCUUUCCCAGAAUGCAAGAACUGCCAUUGCUGAGUAUCUGAGUCUAGUCAAGGGUGGUGAGAACCAAAUUAAGAAAAUUACGCUACAUGAUCCUUUGCAUCCAUCUAUUGUGAGAGCUUUGUCUGUGGUUCAUGCACAUUUUGAAGAUUUGGCUUUGGAUAAACAAGAUAUACUGGGUUGCAAGGAAUCAUGGGAUAAAGUCCUGGCACUUGUACCUGAUGAAGCGUUACGAGAACAGUUAGGUAAAGAUAUGACUAAAGGUGAAAAUUCCAAGCAAAGGUGGGCAUUACUAAAAGGAAGGGUGAAGAAAGAAGUUGAAAAAGGUGGUAGCCGUAAAUCUCAACUCUGUAUCCAAGAAAUCAUGUUCCAAUAUUGCUACCCACGGCUAGACGUCAACGUCAGUAAAGGGGUCAACCAUUUACUUAAAAGUCCUUUCUGCAUUCAUCCCAAAACCGGCCGAGUAUGCGUUCCUAUCGAUGCUGAGCAUGCUGAGAAGUUUGACCCAACAAAAGUGCCAAGCAUCAGUCAACUUUGCCAUGAAUUGGACAAUGCAAUGGAUACACCUGAAACUGAUGAACCUGCUGCAAAGAGGAGACGAGAUUAUAAGAAGACUAGUCUACACACCUCAGUUAAAAUAUUUGACAAUUUUUUGGACAAACUGGAAAAAUCAUGGAAAGGAAAAUUGAUACAACAAAGUGAUAUGAAAAAAGAAUUCUAAUGAUUUAAUAUUUCAACAUUCAUUAUCGAUAUGCAUAUAUAAUAUUCAUAAGGCC
Messenger RNA from Saccoglossus kowalevskii, 1337 nucleotides. Its product is annotated as DNA primase small subunit-like. The record is from RefSeq and is a predicted model, not a curated record. Lineage: Eukaryota; Metazoa; Hemichordata; Enteropneusta; Harrimaniidae. Gene Ontology annotation, biological process: DNA replication, synthesis of primer.